ACGCGUAGCAUGGGCGGAGUUAACGCGGACCGCCUCUUCCUUGUGCGAACUGGGGAAGUCUAGUCUAACCUUUUUUCUUGUAUUAUCUUCAUUUAUCAACUAAACCUUCAGGACAGCAUGGCGAACGCACUGAGGGGACUCUCUAAGUGCGGCGUUGCAGGGUUCCUGCCUCAGGUUUUCUCAAGACAUGGACCUCGAACCCUCCCACACUUGGUUUGUCAGAAGAGGAACAACAGCACUUCCUCCAAGAUUAAAGUAGAUCUUGACCCAAGCACAGGAGUAGCAGUUAUGUGGAUGCAGAGCCCACCUGUCAACAGCCUGAACCUGGAUCUUUUGACAGAGUUCACCACAACACUGGAGAAGCUUGAGAUGGAUAAGAGCUGUCGUGGAGUUAUCAUCACCUCAUCUCUCCCAAAGAUAUUUUCUGCUGGGCUUGACAUCCUGGAGAUGUACCAAACAAGCCCGGAACACUGCGGGGAAUUCUGGAAAGCGGUGCAGGAGCUAUGGCUCAACCUCUACGGCUCCAAAUUAACCACCAUAGCAGCGAUCAAUGGUUCCAGCCCAGCUGGCGGCUGCCUGCUCUCCAUCUCCUGUGAUUACCGGGUCAUGGCGGAUAACCCUCGCUACAGCAUCGGCCUCAACGAGACGCUGCUGGGCAUCGUAGCGCCUUAUUGGUUUAAAGACACCAUGGUGAACACCGUGGGGCACCGGACCACAGAGCUGGCUCUGGCACUAGGCAAGCUGUACUCCGCCCCCGAGGCCCUGAAGAUCGGACUGGUGGAUGAACUGGUUCCAGAAGACCAGGUGGUGAACACAGCCGCCCAGACCAUGGGCAAGUGGCUCGCCAUCAAUGAGCCCGCUAGGCAGGCGACCAAGGCCAUGAUGAGGAAGCCCACCAUCGACAAGCUGCUGUCCAACAGGGAGGCCGACGUCCACAACUUUGUGAGCUUCAUCACCCAAGCCUCCGUCCAGAAGUCCCUCGGGAUGUACCUGAAGAUGCUGAAGAGCAGAAAGGGUUAAAAGUAGAGAGCAUUCAGAGACUUUAUCACACCGUUUGAGCUUUACUGUGUUUUACUAUGUAAAAUAAAUACUGCAUAGAAAUGUCCUUGAUGUCCUGCUAACAAUAAACUAAAUUCUAACUGAA
This is a messenger RNA of Gadus morhua (Atlantic cod), 1144 nucleotides long. RefSeq names its product enoyl-CoA delta isomerase 1 (gene eci1). Gene Ontology annotation, cellular component: mitochondrion. Gene Ontology annotation, molecular function: delta(3)-delta(2)-enoyl-CoA isomerase activity. The transcript is spliced from 7 exons. The record is from RefSeq and is a predicted model, not a curated record. The coding region runs from base 118 to 1020 and encodes 300 amino acids. NCBI's taxonomy places the organism in Eukaryota, Metazoa, Chordata, Actinopteri, Gadiformes, Gadidae. Gene Ontology annotation, biological process: fatty acid beta-oxidation.